UCGGAGGGCUUUUACUUGCCCUCCAAGAAACUGGCUUUUAAAAAAAAAAAAAACAUCAAACUUCGCCUACCUCGUCGGCAGAAAGCAGGAGCAAUAAAACCUUACAAUUUUAAACACACAGAGAGAGAAGGUAGCGAGAAGAAGAAGAAGCUCUGCCCUUUUUUUCUACUACCAGUUAGGUUUCAGUAUCAAUAUCAUCUCAACUCUAAGCUCUUAGCAUCGAAAUGGGGAUUGAUGGUCGAGGUUUGGAAUCUGUUGAUACAUCAAACAGUGUAAUAUUCAUAGGUAAGAAGAAAUCAUCCAAAAAGAAAGACAAUUGUAAUAUUUUUACUGCACUGAGUGAACAAGCUGGGGUUAGGAGUGACGUUAUGGAUGUAGUUGAACCAGAAAAAUCAAGUACGGGAACUGGUAAAGUCGAAGCUCUUGAUUCUGAAGUUAUGAAGAGUAAAGAGGUUCCAGAAACUUCGAAAAGUAGGAAAAAGAAGAAGACUGGAAGGACUGCUCAAGAAGAUGUUUUGGAUAAGAUUCUUUCUGAGCUAGGUGAUGGGUGUUCGACAUCGAAACUUGCUGCUCUGCCUAAGCAAGAGGAGAAAGUCGAGGUUGAACCUGAUCUAGUUGCCUCAGUCGAUGGUUCGGCUGAGAAGGAUGGUGAAGAAGUUCCUCCUGCUGUGCUGUCUGCGGCAGCAAAGAAGAAGAAAAAGAAGAAGGAGAAGUAAAAGGAGAAAAAGGCAGCUGCAGGGGAUGCUACUUCUUCUGUGGAUGUUAGGGAUGAAAACCAUGAAGAAACAGAAAUUAAAAGGACAGAACCCAAGACAAAUCAGGUGAAAGGUAAAGCAGCAGAAAAGAAAGUGCCAAAGCAUGUUAGAGAGAUGCAAGAGGCCCUUGCUAGGCGAAAUGAACAGGAAGAUAGAAGAAGAAGGGAAGAAGAGGAGAGACAGAGGAGAGAAGAAGAGGAGCGGAUUAGGCUGGAAGAACUUGAGAGGCAAAGGGAGGAUGCCAGACGUAGGAAAAGGGAAAGAGAAAGGGAGAAACUACUAAAGAAGAGACUGGAAGGCAAGCCUAUGACUGCAAAGGAAAAAGAAGAAGCCCGUCGGCUGGAGGCAAUGAGAAACCAGAUACUUGCUAAUGCAACAGAGAGUUUGCCUCUCCCUACCACAGACCAUGAGAAACCGGCUAAUAGACCCUUGAUUCAGAAAAAGAAGUCAAAACCAGCAGCCAUCGCUCCAAAUGGUGUGGCUCCUGCAAAGGCAGUGGAAAACAAUGGAAUGGAAGGAGAAGCAGAAGAAGAAAUUGAUGAUGUUGAUGAAUGGGAUGCAAAGAGCUGGGAUGAUUCUGCUGUUAAUCUUUCUCUUAAACAUGGAUUUUCUGAUGAAGAGAUUGACUCUAAGCCUGAACCUGUUGUGAAAAAACACAUAAAGAGUGCAGGUGCCAAGCCAACAGUUUCUGCCCAGAAAAAUGUUCCUACUCAAUCAAUAAAAUCUCAGAAUGUUGAGAAUAAGAAAAAAAGUAGGAAGGAAGAUGUUGUUGUUGAAAAAGAAACAGCAACUUCAGAUGCUGCCCACAAAGAGAGUGAGGAUAACCUUCGUUCACCUAUUUGCUGCAUUAUGGGCCAUGUGGAUACUGGUAAAACUAAGCUAUUAGAUUGUAUACGAGGCACAAAUGUUCAGGAAGGUGAGGCUGGAGGUAUUACUCAACAAAUUGGUGCAACAUAUUUUCCUGCUGAGAACAUCCGUGAGAGAACUAAGGAACUGAAAGCUGAUGUGAAGCUGAAGGUCCCAGGUCUUUUGGUCAUUGAUACCCCUGGUCAUGAGUCAUUCACUAAUUUACGGUCACGAGGUUCAGGUUUAUGUGAUAUUGCUGUUUUGGUUGUUGACAUUAUGCAUGGCUUAGAGCCUCAAACAAUAGAGUCACUCAAUCUUUUGAAAAUGAGGAAUACAAAGUUCAUUGUUGCAUUGAAUAAGAUGAGGUUUAUUAUGGUGGACAGACUAUACGGGUGGAAAACCUGUUGUAACGCACCGAUUGAGAAGGCAAUGAAGCAGCAAUCAAAGGAUGUAAAAAUACAGUUCGAAACCCAGCUUGUACAGGUUAUUUCAGUGGUUAUCUUUCUGCUGUGUCCUGAUAAUUUGGUUUGUGAAUAUUCCAGCGGUGAAGGGAUUCCAGAUUUGUUAUUAGUGUUGGCUAUUACAGAGAAAACUAUGGUUGAGAACCUUACUUACAGAAAUGAAAUGCAGUGCACUGUGUUGGAGGUUAAGGUUAUUGAAGGCCUUGGGACAACAAUUGAUGUUGUACUGGUUAAUGGCGUGCUUCAUGAAGGAGAUCAAAUUGUUGUUUGCGGCAUACAGGGACCUAUUGUUACUUCAAUUCGAGCUUUAUUGACACCGCAUCCGAUGAACGAACUUCGUGUGAAGGGAACGUAUCAGAAUCAUCGUGCAAUCAAGGGCGCACAGGGUAUCAAAAUCACAGCACCGUGUCUUGAGCAUGCUAUUGCUGGUGCUGCUCUAUAUGUGGUAGGGCCUCAUGAUGAUUUGGAAGAGGUCAACGAAACAGCUAUGGGAGACAUGAAGUCAGUCUUGAGCAGGAUUGACAAGAGUGGUGAGGGAGUUUGCGUACAAGCAUCUACUCUAGGCUCCUUGGAAGCAUUGCUAGAGUUUCUGAAGACCCCAGAAGUUAAUAUUCCUGUUAGUGGUAUUAGUAAAGGCACUGUACAUAAAAAGGAUGUCAUGAAGGCCAGUGUAAUGCUUGAAAAGAAGAAAGAGUUUGCCACCAUUUUGGCAUUUGAUGUCAAAGUGACACCAGAGGCCUGGAAACUUGCAGAUGAUUUGGGUGUGAAGAUGUUUAUGGCUGAUAUCAUCUAUCACUUAUUCGAUCAAUUUAAGGGCUAUAUCAACAAUCUCAAGGAGGAAAAGAAGAAGGAAUCUGCUGAUGAAGCUGUCUUUCCUUCUAUGAUCAAGAUUUUACCAAACUCUGUUUUCAACAAGAAGGAUCCAACUCUUGGGGUUGAUGUUCUUGAAGGCAUUUUAAAGGUUGGAACUCCAAUUUGUUUUCCUCAAAGAGAUUUUAUUACUAUUGGGCGCAUCGCAUCCAUAAAAAUUAACCACAGACCUGUUGAUAUAGCGAAAAAGGGGAUAAAGGUAUCCAUUAAGAUAGUUGGGACGAAUCCUGAUGAGCAGCAAAAGAUGUAUGGUAGGCAUUUUGGAAUUGAAGAUGAACUUGUCAGCCAUAUCUCAAGGAGGUCGAUUGAUGCACUGAAAGCGAAUUACCGGGGGAGGAAGAUGAGCUACCUAUUGACGACGCUGACGAAGAAGCAAGAGGUGGAUUCUCUCAUUAGAUCUACCAUCGACAAAGUCCUCGUCCUCCGCUUCGGCCGAGCUUCCGAUUCCGUCUGCCUCCUCCUCGACGACAUCCUCGACAAAACGGCGCGAGAGGUCUCAAAGUUCGCAGCAAUUGCGCUCGUCGAUAUCGAUUCUGAGGACAUUCAAGUCUACGCCAAAUACUUCGACAUCACUCUGAUUCCAUCGACGGUGUUCUUCUUCAAUGCCCACCACAUGAAGAUGGACUCGGGAACAGCGGAUCACACCAAAUGGGUCGGUGCGUUUCAGCAAAAACAGGACUUCAUUGAUGUCGUGGAGGCGAUUUUUAGAGGAGCUAUGAAAGGGAAGCUGAUCGUGAGCUGCCCGUUGCCGCCGGAACGAAUUCCCAAAUAUCAGUUGCUGUACAAAGAUGUGUAGGAGUUGCACAACUCAGGAAUUUUGAUCAGGUUCUUGAUUUCUGCAGUUUUUUGUUAAUAUUGAUAUGUAUUUGACAAAGAUUGCCAAUGGAAAAAUAAAUAAAUAAAUCUUAUUGCC
Messenger RNA from Prunus persica (peach), 3845 nucleotides. Its product is annotated as eukaryotic translation initiation factor 5B. Gene Ontology annotation, molecular function: GTPase activity; GTP binding; translation initiation factor activity. Lineage: Eukaryota; Viridiplantae; Streptophyta; Magnoliopsida; Rosales; Rosaceae. Gene Ontology annotation, biological process: mRNA splicing, via spliceosome. Gene Ontology annotation, cellular component: U4/U6 x U5 tri-snRNP complex. The record is from RefSeq and is a predicted model, not a curated record.